Messenger RNA from Epinephelus moara (kelp grouper), 2805 nucleotides. Its product is annotated as dedicator of cytokinesis protein 9-like. The transcript is spliced from 13 exons. NCBI's taxonomy places the organism in Eukaryota, Metazoa, Chordata, Actinopteri, Perciformes, Serranidae. Gene Ontology annotation, biological process: positive regulation of GTPase activity; small GTPase-mediated signal transduction. Gene Ontology annotation, molecular function: guanyl-nucleotide exchange factor activity. The record is from RefSeq and is a predicted model, not a curated record. The coding region runs from base 42 to 1838 and encodes 598 amino acids.
CCCUCUAGUUCCCCUGCACGUUUUUUGAGGGGCGCGCUGACAUGUGUGCUGCUUUCUGCUACGAGAUCCUGAAGUGUUGUAACUCCAAGCUGAGCUCCAUCCGCAGUGACGCGGCCCAUCUGCUCUACUUCCUCAUGAAGAGCAACUUUGACUACACAGGUCGCAAGUCUUUCGUCCGGACGCACCUACAGGUGGUGAUUGCUGUCAGCCAGCUGAUAGCUGAUGUGAUUGGGAUCGGAAGUACACGCUUCCAGCAGUCUCUGUCAAUAAUCAACAACUGUGCCAACAGUGACAAAACUAUCAAGAACACAGCUUUCCCAUCAGACGUUAAGGACCUGACCAAACGCAUCAGAACAGUUUUGAUGGCCACGGCUCAGAUGAAGGAGCACGAGAGAGAUCCAGAGAUGCUGGUGGACCUGCAGUACAGCCUCGCCAAGUCUUACGCCAGCACACCUGAGCUACGCAAGACCUGGCUGGACAGCAUGGCCCGCAUCCAUGUGAAGAACGGAGACCUGUCAGAGGCGGCCAUGUGCUACGUGCACGUUGCAGCACUUGUGGCAGAAUAUCUGCGGAGAAAAGGCAUGUUCAAGCAGGGCUGCUCAGCGUUUCGUGUCGUGACUCCAAACAUUGACGAGGAAGCAGCGAUGAUGGAGGACGUCGGCAUGCAGGACGUCCAUUUCAAUGAGGAUGUCCUAAUGGAGCUUUUGGAGGAGUGUGCAGACGGACUGUGGAAAGCAGAACGUUACGAGCUCAUCUCUGACAUCUACAAGCUCAUAAUCCCCAUUUAUGAGAAGCGCAGGGACUUUGAAAAACUGGCCCACCUCUAUGACACCCUGCAUCGUGCAUACAGUAAAGUGACAGAGGUCAUGCACACAGGCAAGAGAUUGCUGGGCACCUACUUCAGAGUGGCCUUCUUUGGCCAGGGCUUCUUUGAAGAUGAAGAUGGGAAGGAGUACAUCUACAAAGAACCCAAAUUCACCCCUCUGUCUGAGAUUUCGCAGAGGCUCCUCAAGCUGUACUCUGACAAGUUUGGACAGGAGAACGUGAAGAUGAUCCAGGACUCUGGAAGGAUUAACCCCAAAGACUUGGACUCCAAAUAUGCCUACAUCCAAGUGACACAUGUGACCCCUUACCUGGAGGAGAAGGAGCUGGUGGACAGGAAGACAGACUUCGAGAAGAGCCACAACAUCCGGCGCUUUGUGUUUGAGAUGCCUUUCACCAUAUCAGGCAAAAAGCAAGGCGGGGUGGAGGAGCAGUGCAAACGCAGGACUAUACUAACCACCACGCACUGUUUCCCCUACGUAAAGAAACGAAUCGCAGUGAUGUAUCAACACCACACUGACCUGAGCCCCAUUGAGGUGGCCAUCGAUGAGAUGAGCAAGAAGGUGGCCGAGAUCAAGCAGCUCUGCUCCUCCAGUGAGGUGGACAUGAUCCGUCUGCAGCUCAAACUGCAGGGCAGCAUCAGUGUCCAGGUAAAUGCAGGGCCGCUUGCAUAUGCGCGAGCUUUUCUGGACGAUGCGAGCGCCAAGAAGUAUCCAGAUAACAAGGUCAAACAGCUGAAAGAGGUCUUCAGGCAUUUUGUGGAGGCAUGCGGCCACGGCUUAGGUAUUAAUGAGCGGCUGAUCAAAGAGGACCAACAGGAGUAUCAUGAUGAGAUGAAAGCCAACUAUAGAGACCUGGCCAGAGAGCUGUCCAUCAUCAUGCAUGAGCAAAUCAGUCCUGUGGAAGAUGGCAUGAAGAGCGUUCUUCCAGACUCGCUUCACAUCUUCAACGCCAUCAGCGGCACGCCAACCAGUGCCACCAUCCACGGCAUCCCCAGCUCGUCCUCUGUGGUAUGAUGCGUGCCUGGGUUAGCCUUGAACUCAGCGCCCUCUCUGCUCGCCAACCAGGCAUGCCAGUGAUGCCAUAUUGUCGCUUCUAAGCCCGAUCCUGCUUCUCUUCAGUCAGUGUAAAGGGAAACAGACAAAAGCAACUCUCACCUCUCUCGGUGAACCAUGACCAAGGCACUGGACCUAUUUAACGCAUACACACGGCAUGGUAACUGUGUUGGAUGUCUGUGGCAGUACUGCGGAGGAGCCUGAGACCAGAGAGGAAAUUAUGCAGGAGAGUUCCUGCCGUAUGGCCAGACAUGAUGUGUCACCUGUUUCUACCUGAAAAGACUGGUUUUCCAUUCCUGUUGGGAUCUUUAAUAUGCAUGUCAUUACAUUACACUCACUACCCUCCCAACAGGUGUUCAUUUUGAUAAUGUUCCACAUUGUGUUUUUUAUGUACAGUAUUCCACUUUUAUAAGCCACUGUAUUGAUGUCUUGAUGAACAGUAUAUGCUGCAUACGUCGACGCUCGUCUCCCUGUACAGGAAGUUAUAUUUCUACUAAAAGGGCCUCCUCUGACUCAUGUUAGCGUUCAACCUUAAAUCACUUCAAUGUCUUAGAAUGGGAGCAUCUUCAAAUAUUUAAAGCCAUUGCAUACAAAAAGUAUAUUCCAUGUUGUUUAUUAAUGUAUAUAAAAAAAGGAGUGUGUGCAAUAUUUGCAAAGGAUCUUGCUGUGUGCGGCUCAUACACUGUAAAGAUGAUGUUCACCUUCUUGCCAAAGCGAUGAGGUGUGGAACCAGACACUACGCCUACUGUGGAAGUAAUAUGAAGCUUUUACCAUUUUAGUGUUCAUUGAAAUGUUCGAGAAAUUGUUUUAUAUUUGAGCAGCAAUGUGGGUUUUUUGUAUUUUUAUUUAACACAAAGUCACUGUUCUGCUGUAAACAGAGAUGUUCCCUAAUGCUUUUUCUUUUAAAUAAAAUACACUCAUUUCUCUG